CUUCUCCAUCCCCUUCUUCUCUGAUCGCUAGAUUUAUUUAUUAGCUUUGGCUUUCUCGACCAUCUUCAGGCACUUCUUCUUCUUCUUCUUCUUUUUCAUUUGAUAUGUUUUCUUCUUUUUAUUAAUUUUUGGUUUAUAAUUCACCAAAAAAAAAGUAAAACUUAUUCCACCGAUAUGAUUUUAAAUCUUUAAAUAUUCAAAAUAUUAUUCUCAUAACUUCAACCCUGACUUCACAAAUAUAAAACGAUGAAAUGCAAUAUAACGCAGAGUUCUAUUUCAAUCAUCUCGAUGAAGCAAUCCUAGCCUUUCAUGCAAGAUAAUAACAUGUAUCCUUGCAAAAUCCAUAUCGAGUUAUUUGGCUUUUUGUAUUACGUAUUUGGUGGUGGUAUUUGCUGUAGCUAUGCUAACUGUUUCAAACGUUGUGGACGUCAGGAAUGGGAAAUAUGGGGAAGCGUAGUCGGAAAAUUGUGGCCAGAAUCAUUGGCCGUCUAUGGCGUCUGUUUCGCAGGUGGCUCUUUUUGAUGUUCACCUUUGGCCCCAUGCCGCAACACAUUGCGUUCAUCCUGGAUGGGAAUCGCAGAUACGCCAAGAAACACAACCUCAAGAUGGGCGCCGGUCAUACCGUCGGUUUCAACUCUCUUGUCGCUGUUCUUCGAUACUGCUAUGAGUUGGGCGUGAAGCAGGUAACCGUGUAUGCUUUCAGCAUCGACAACUUCAGGCGGAAACCGGAGGAGGUUAAGGGCCUCAUGGCGUUGAUGAAGGAGAAGAUCGAUGAGUUGUUGGAUGAAGACACCAUCGUACACAAGUUCGGAUUGAGGAUCAACUUCUGGGGAUGCCUGCACAUGUUGAGCGAGCCGGCGAGGGCGGCGGCCGAGAGGGCGAUGGCGGCCACCGCCAAUAACACUGGACCGGUUCUCUCUGUCUGCGUUGCCUACACUUCCACUGACGAGAUCUUGCGUGCCAUCAAAAAAUCGUGCUCGAAAAAGACAGCAGAGGGGUGUCUCAGAUUCACUGGCGAUCCAGUUCGCGACGGUGCAUGCGGUGCCAUCGCUGUGGCUGAUCUGGAAGAGAACCUUGACAGCGCCGAUUGCCCGGACCCUGACAUCCUCAUCAGGACAUCAGGGGAGACUCGGCUCAGUAAUUUUCUGCUGUGGCAGAGCACGUUGACCCUCUUGCAGAACCCGCUUCCUCUAUGGCCUGAGUUCUCGCUGAGAAACCUGAUCUGGGCCAUCCUGGAGUACCAGAGGGUCUACCCUUACUUGGAAGCAAGGAGACGUAGUCUGGCCAAGAAGCAUAACUAAACCUCAUUAUUAUGAUGCAAGUAAU
This is a messenger RNA of Musa acuminata AAA Group (dessert banana), 1326 nucleotides long. RefSeq names its product dehydrodolichyl diphosphate synthase 6-like. Gene Ontology annotation, cellular component: endoplasmic reticulum. Bases 435 to 1301 code for a protein of 288 amino acids. Gene Ontology annotation, biological process: polyprenol biosynthetic process. The record is from RefSeq and is a predicted model, not a curated record. NCBI's taxonomy places the organism in Eukaryota, Viridiplantae, Streptophyta, Magnoliopsida, Zingiberales, Musaceae. The transcript has a single exon.